AUGUUUAAUCGUCUGAAAUUUUGGGAACGUCAAAAACCACAAGUGUGUACGCGUCAGGUGUUUGUUAAUGAGCCUUUGCCACAAAGCAAGCUUGAUAAAAAGGGACGUCCAAGACAAUGUUAUGUUACCAACAAAAUCACAACUUCAAAGUAUUCGAUUUUAACCUUUGUGCCAAAAAACUUGUAUGAACAAUUCCAUCGUAUCGCCAAUUUUUUCUUUUUGUUAUUAGUAAUUUUGCAAUGGUUUCCAGAAUUCGCCACCAUAAAUCCUAUAGUAGCAGCUUUACCAAUGUUUAUAAUAACGAGUAUAACUGCUAUAAAGGAUGGGUUUGAAGACUUUAAACGACACGUGACCGAUAGAUCUGUUAACAAUAGGAAGACGUGGACAUUAGGAAACUGGACAAAUUAUAAUUAUCCAAAUCCAAGCUCUGGUCUUUUUUCUUUUCAAUCAAAAAAAAAAACUUCAGAAAAAUUAAAUGAAAAGGAUCCAAAUUGGAAACAAACAAUGUUUAGAGAUGUUCGGGUAGGAGACUUCAUUAAAUUACAUAACGAUGAUUUCAUUCCGGCUGAUAUCCUCAUCCUUUCAACUUCGGAACCUAAUUCACUUUGCUAUGUAGAGACUAAAAAUCUUGAUGGUGAAACAAAUCUCAAGAUUAGAUCAAGUGUACCAGAAAUUGAUCAUUUAGAAACUCCUGAAGAUUGUACAUCAAUUAGGUUUUUUGUAGAUUCUCAACCACCUGCCCCAAACUUAUAUAGUUAUAAUGCUACAUUGGUAUUUCCGGAUGGUUUACCGGACAGACCACGUUCCCGUGGUGGCCCUAGUAAAGUACCGGUCAAUUUCAAUUCAUUGUUGAUGAGAGGUUGCAUAUUGAAAAAUACUGAAUGGGUAAUUGGGUUGGUUGUGUUUACUGGCACUGAUACGAAACUUGCGCUGAAUUCUGGUACAACACCAUCAAAAAGGAGUCAGAUAGAGAGACUGAUGAAUCCACAAGUUAUCGCAAAUUUGGUUAUUAUGACAUUAAUGUGUGUGUGGUGUUCUGUUGGAACAAGAAUAUGGGAAACUGGGUUUAAUAAAUUAGAUCCGCCAUAUCUUGAUACAAAAGAUAAUAUUGGACUUAGCGCCUUUAUGGCAUUUUGGAAUGCUUUAAUCUGUUUUCAAAACAUUGUUCCAAUCUCAUUGUACCUGUCAAUUGAAUUUGUAAAGAGUGUUCAGGCGUUCUUUAUUUUUAUGGAUAAAGAAUUGCAUUAUGAUGUAACCGAUACACCAUGUAUUCCGAAGAACUGGAAUUUAUCGGAUGAUUUAGGUCAGAUUGAAUAUAUGUUUUCUGAUAAAACUGGUACGCUAACGCGUAACGUGAUGGAAUUUCGUAAAUGUUCUAUCGGUGGUAAGACUUACGGAGAAUAUCGAAGCGAAGACACAUCUGAUUCUGAUAAUAAAAUAUCAAAGAAACCAUUUACCGAUAAAGAGCUUUCGCUUGAUAUAAAGGAUCAAGCCAAAUCAGCAACCAUUAAAGAUUUUUUCACUCUCCUUGCGAUAUGUCAUACAGUCCUGGUUAGUACAAAUGCCGAUGGUGAACAACAAUACAAAGCACAAUCUCCCGAUGAAGCCGCACUUGUGCAAGCUGCUAAGGAUGUUGGAUAUACUUUUCAUUCACGUGAACCAGACAGUAUAUUUAUCACUACGCCUGAGGGCGAAAAAAUUCGCUAUGAAUUAUUGAAUAUACUCGAAUUUACAAGCUCACGAAAAAGGAUGAGCAUUAUUGUGCGGAACCCUGUAACUCGUCGUAUUAUUUUGUUUUGCAAAGGAGCGGAUAACGUUAUUUUUGACCGGCUAAAAAUUGGACAAGAUUAUAUCGUUAAUGUCACUGGUGAGCAUCUGGAAGAGUUCGCGAGAGAAGGUCUUAGAACACUUUGUCUAGGUUAUGCUGAAAUUAGCCAAGAAGAAUAUAUCAAGUGGAAUAAUGAAUACCGUGAGGCCUCAACUGCACUUAAUGAUCGAGAUAAGAGGGUCGCUGAUGUUUCUAACAAGAUCGAAAGAGAAUUGAUUUUGCUUGGAGCUACUGCGAUAGAAGAUCGUUUACAAGAUGGUGUGCCAGAGUGUAUUGCUACUUUAAAACGCGCCGGCAUAAAAAUCUGGGUGUUGACAGGCGAUAAAAUGGAGACGGCAAUCAGUAUUGGUUUCUCUACUUGUUUACUAAGUAGGGAGAUGAAUCUUAUUAUCGUUAGGGGUGGUGCUUAUGGUGAACCUGGUAGUGCUUAUGAACAAAUGCGUAAUGCGGUAGAAAAGUUCUUUCCAAGUGACCUUGAUAUUCUCGAGUCUGCGAAAGCACCUCCUGUUGAACCAAAGGGUAAUGGUCCUCGACCAUCAAUGACACACACACGCGAAAUGAGUUUUGGUGGUAUUUCUCUUUUUUCCGAAAACUUGUCAAAUAUACAUCGUCCUGGUGGAUAUGCUCUGAUAAUCGAUGGUUCUGCCCUCAAACAUGCUCUAGAUGAACCCUUUAGUCGAAGCUUACUUUUAGAUUUGGCUUGUCGAUGUAAGGGAGUUAUUUGUUGUCGUGUUUCUCCUCUGCAAAAAGCUAAAGUUGUAGAGUUGGUUAAGGAAGGGAAGCAGGCUGUAACUUGUGCGAUAGGAGAUGGUGCCAAUGAUGUCAGCAUGAUUCAGGCUGCGCACAUUGGCAUUGGUGUAGCAGGGGAAGAAGGACUACAAGCUGUUAUGGCAUCUGACUAUGCCAUUGCACAAUUUCGCUUUCUUACUCGUCUCCUAUUAGUUCAUGGGCAUUACGCCUACAUUCGCAAUUCUUCCCUGAUUCUAAACUUCUUUUAUAAGAAUAUGAUUGGUGUUGGUGUUCUGUUUUGGUUCCAAUUAUUCGAUGGAUAUUCCACGACAGUCGUUUUUGAGUAUACAUAUACAUUGUUUUGGAAUUUAUUCUUCACUUGUUGUGCUGUGUUGGCCAUUGGUGUUUUUGACCGUGACGUACCUGAUAGAGUGGCAAUAGAAGUACCAGAAUUAUAUCAAUGGGGAAUGAAAAAGAAAGGAUAUACGAUGCCCAUUUUUUUUGUAUAUAUGCUUGAAGGAAUAUACCAGUCCUUGGUAUGCUUUUUUGUUCCAUAUUUUGCUUAUGGUUUAGGAAGCGUAAACACAAGUGGUCGUCAACCCGAUUAUCUUGAACUUGGCACAGAGAUGGCAGCAGCUUGUAUUACAGUGGCCAAUUUGUUUAAUGGGUUUAAUUUUCAAUGUUGGACAGUGUUUCAUUUUAUUUCCGUAUUUGGAUCCAUCGGGUUAAUAUAUAUUUACAUCGCAAUAUAUAGUUUAGUGCCAGAUAUGCAAGAUUCAGGAAUUUAUGGCUUUAAUAAUAUUGUAUAUCAUUCUGCCGUAUUUUGGUUUUGUAUUAUAUUAUCUAUUAUAGUUUCUAUAUUACCACGUUUUCUAUGGAAAUACUGGCAAAGAAAUUAUUUACCUACAGAUGCUGAUAUUGUGGAAGAAGUGUGCAAGAAAGAUCCCCAAUUUAGUUUUAUUCGAAAUAUUCAUUUCAAUCCAACUUUAGGAAUUUACAGAAGUUUAACACGUGAAACAGCUCUUUCCGGUCAAGAAUCAGCUGUGCCUAUCUAUACGGAUGGUAUACUUACUCAUACUCCUCGACCUAGUUUUGCGACUGAACGUUCUUCAAGCACUACUUCAGGAUUACAGAUAAUUACCCAAGUAGAGCAAGGAAGUGGUAUUGAAGUACCAGAGACUCCGGCCAGCAUGACAUUUAUGCAAACAGGCUUAACAAAGCCUAUGCGUGGUUAUGCAUUUUCGCAAGAAGAAGGCGCAGGAAGAAUCAUGGCGCCACCUUUACGACGCCGUAAAACUAAUCCCGGUCCAUUGGGACAAUCGGCUAGAAUCGAAACUAGUCCACUACGUCGAAUGAGUUUACCGGACGUGAGAGCAUCUGCCGAUUUAACAACACGAGUUGUAAAUAGCGAGGAAAGGAUACGUAUGGUUCAAUUCAGAGAAUCAAAUAGCUCAACAAGCACAUACAACGUACAUUCUAGGGAAGAAAGCGAAAGUUUAAGCGAAUCUCCCAUUUCAGAAUCAAUACAACAAAGACUGAUCAAUAAUGAACCAAUAUCUAUAGAGGUGAUAAAUAAUGAUAUUAAUGAUAAUAUUGAUCAAAACAUAAACAUUAAUCAAGCAAGAGAUACGGACAAUAUUGAUCGAGAAGAAACGACUGAAUAG
Messenger RNA from Cetraspora pellucida, 4221 nucleotides. Lineage: Eukaryota; Fungi; Glomeromycota; Glomeromycetes; Diversisporales; Gigasporaceae. The record is from the annotation of a GenBank genome assembly.